Molecule: messenger RNA, 1422 nt
Organism: Echinops telfairi (small Madagascar hedgehog)
Lineage: Eukaryota; Metazoa; Chordata; Mammalia; Afrosoricida; Tenrecidae
Gene: TREML2
Product: triggering receptor expressed on myeloid cells like 2
Exons: 7
Coding region: 1-1422 (473 amino acids)
Biological process (GO): T cell activation
Cellular component (GO): cell surface
Molecular function (GO): signaling receptor activity
Source: RefSeq, a predicted model, not a curated record
AUGGUCCCCACAUUCCUGCUGCUGCUGUGGCUCCAGGGUGGCUUCUCAGGUCCCCCGGUCCGGAACACGUACACCCGAGUGCAGCACCUGGAGGGGGAGACGCUGUCUGUGCAGUGCCAUUACAAGAACCGGAAGCACCGCAUGGACGGCAAGGUUUGGUGCCGAAUCAGGAGGAACCGAUGUGAGCCUGGGUUCACCCGCGUCUGGGCACAGCAGCCUCAUUACCUGCUGGAGGACGAUGCUCAGGCCAAGGUGGUCACCAUCACCAUGGCAGCGCUCAGGCGCCAGGACUCGGGCCGGUACUGGUGCAUGCGGAACAGUUCCCAGAUCCUCUACCCCUUGAUGGGCAUCCAGCUGGAGGUGUCUCCAGCGCCCACCACGGAGAGACACGUUCCUCUGACCCGGCUGCCCAAAGUCCUGCAGAGUGCGGUGGUUUUGACAAAGGACCGAGCCUCCACCUCCGCCAUGACCCUGCUCACACCUGGACUUCUCACCCUGGCCAGACCCUUACCCUCCACCACCCCACGGACCACUGGAUGGACCCCUGUGGCAGGCCACAGCUUCCCUGACACCGGCCCUACCACCAGGGCACACAGGAGGCACACGGAGUCUCGGAGAGUGACCCCCUCUCCCAACAGUGCCCAGGGCCCCUCGGCCGGCCCAACACCCAUCUCCACCACGUCUGGCCCACCACGCACCAGCUCCCCCACCACCACGGGAACCCUCCUCAACAAGUUACCUCCCAUCAGAAGAGGACCCAUGGCCUGGGAAGACACCCGCUGGGUGCUCCUGGUGCUCCUGGCUUCAGCCUCCUGGGCACAGGACCCAGCACUGGUGUUCCUGGAGAGACGGGCAGGGGAGACCAUCUCUGUGACAUGCCCCUACUGGACCAGGGAUGAUCGGGCCAAGAAUAAAAUCUGGUGCAAGAACUUGUCAGAAAACCUCUGCAACCCACUAGUGAGAUCCUGGUUCCAGGAGCGCCAGUCUCGGUUCUCCAUCCUGGAUGGCCGGCCGUCUGGCUAUUUCACCGUCAGCAUGACUGGGCUCCGGACAGCAGACUCGGGAUUCUACUACUGUGGGAUCAUUAGGAACCAACGUGUCCAUAUUAUCAGAAACUUCCAUCUGAAGGUCUAUCAAGGUGAGAACGAAUCCCACCACAUCUGUGAUAACGUCUCGGUCCAAAAGGAGAUGUCUGUGGGUUUGGACCGGCAGAUGGGGUCCAAGGAAGACACUGGGGACAUAUGCUAUGCUUCUCUUAUUCACCUAAACCACUUGGGCACAGAGGAUACCAUCUACGCCAACACCCACCCCACCUGGAGGUGCCCUCCCGACCCCUUUCUGUUUGUGGAAUAUGCCAGCGUCACUGGAAACAAGCCUCCGCCUCCCAAGCCAGCUGUCCCGGAGGGCAAUCUUGGGAACUGA